Messenger RNA from Lytechinus variegatus (green sea urchin), 2060 nucleotides. It is a transcript of the gene tlcd5, whose product is annotated as TLC domain-containing protein 5-like. The transcript has 4 exons. NCBI's taxonomy places the organism in Eukaryota, Metazoa, Echinodermata, Echinoidea, Temnopleuroida, Toxopneustidae. The coding region runs from base 144 to 1043 and encodes 299 amino acids. Gene Ontology annotation, cellular component: membrane. The record is from RefSeq and is a predicted model, not a curated record.
GACAGCAGCUGCAGGAUAUUGUCUCGACUUUGGCUUGGAAUUAUUUAAGAAUUAAUACAUCUGCUUUUUUCCCGUUAUAAGUGUGUGCCAAAAUCGUUGGACCGCGUUUUUUUGUUUAUUAUCAUCAAUAUUGACACAGGACAAUGGGCGUACUUCAGCGGUUGGACUCCGCCCUUGACUUUGAAGGAAUUGGCAUUCCCAUGUCGGUCCUUGCCAGUUUCUUAGGUUGGUUCUCUCUCUACUGCGUCCUGUGCUUGGCAAACUCUAAACGAAGCUAUGAGUGGCAUUGUCGAGUGGUCACGGGUGUUCAUGCUGUCGUCAUCUCGACCCUCAGUUACGUCUUUGGGAUGUACUACAAUCCUUGGUUCAUAACAAAUCCAGGUGGACGCAACAACAAUCUUGAGAUCCUCACUCUAGUGAUAUGCAUGGGGUAUUUCCUAUUUGAUUUCUGCUGGUGCCUCUGGUUUCGAGAGGAAGUCUUCAUGAUCGCCCAUCAUUUCUUGACCAUUGUCUGCAUCACCGCAUCGCUCGCCUUAGGGAUAUCCGGGACGGAGGUUGGGGCGGCCAUCUUUGGGUCAGAGGUCAGCAAUCCAAUGCUACAGGCGAGAUACUUCAUGCGAGAAACCGGCUACACCAAAACCCUGGUGUAUGAGGUCAACGACCUUGCCUUCAUGAUAACGUUCUUCGUCUGCCGAAUGGGGAUCGGGUCCUACUUCAUCUACUCCUAUCUGCGGCAUCCCGCGCCCCUCUUCAUCUUCCGGGUCGGUUCCAUCGGCCUCUACAUUGUCAGCUUGAUCUUCAUGUAUGGUAUAGCUCGUCUUGCCGUUAGGAAGUAUGGGGGAUUCCUCAAGAGGUUGGUGGGGGCGGAAGAGUCCCACGCCAAGGUCAGGAAUGGUGAUGCUUCCAAGCAGGUCACGGGAGGUCAAGUGAAAGGGGUCACGGAAGGUCAGCAGGUCACAGGAGGUCCGGUCAAAGAAGCGCAGGAAGGCCAGGGUAGUAUGCAACUCAAUGGGCAUGCAAACGAUCAUGAACACGUGGAUUAGUAUUUGUUAUGGGUCAGUAAGUGUGCAUUGCUCAAGAUGUGCAAUGGUAGAUACAAUGAAAUAUUCGAUAUAUUUGUGAGAACCAGCAUAGUGGACUGUUAUAGGAAGGUUCCGGGGACCAUAUGAACCUUGUCCGCACAGACAAGUUGUUAUCCUCUGACAUUUACAAUAUAGUAACAGUCAGAGAUAGGUGCUUGUCAGCCAAUUACAAAUUAAUAAUUCCACUGAAAUUUUAAAAAAUAGACAAUUUAGUUGGUGGUGCCAACUGUCAUGAAGCACCCCUUGAAAUUUCUACAGUUUCAUGAAGCAGACUCCAGGAGAGCAUUUUAUGAAGGGUCUUUUCAGUCAUUUGCUCUUAGCCAAUCAGAGACAAGGAUUUCAAUAGCUUAUAGCAGUAUUCAGUGAAAAUUGUAUUUCAUGAAAUUCUCCCCUGCAUCCCUUUGGCUUCAGAUCUCUUUUAAUUCUCAGUUUAGAGGAAAGAAUAUCAAGCCAGUCUCUCGUAACCCAAUUUGAUGCCCUUUGUCUCUUUCUUGGUAAUUCCUCUCUUUGCUCCAUAUUAAGAAUGCUUUCCCUUUCCUAAGUCAGGUUAUUGCUUGCUGUUAAUGUAUUUGAUGUCUUCAUCUUUAUAUCUUUAAAAUAUCAGGUUUCUGACAUCAAUGUGACAAUCCAAGCAAUGUUUUCAAGUUGCGUUUUUGUGUUGGGGGUAGGGUUGUUUCACAAGCAUGUGCUAAGUGAAAACGUGCAUAAUUACACAUGAUACCUAACACGGGUACGUGGCAUCUGCUCCGGCGACAGUUGCUCUCAUGGAAAAUCUGCACGUGAAGCCACCAAAACUGAAUAAACCAAGUCCUUAUCUUUACAUUAUUUUGAACAAAAAAACUCUUAUUGCAACCCUAACUCUAACCCUAUGCCUUUGAGAUAUUAAGACAAGCAAAUGUCGCAGGAGCAAAUGUUGUGUCUCCAUAUUACACAGUAAUUGGCCUUAUUAUCAGGGGUGUGAGAGUUCAGUUUUUUUUA